UAAGUUUGUGUCAUUCCUCAACUAUAAUACUCAAGAUGGAGAGGUUGGUUUACCGGCAAGUUAAGACAAAUAAUCGCUAAAGCUUUUCCUUGUUGAGGUAACUUAACGCUCAGUUGUAGUGCUAACUGCAAGAACCAACUAUGGAAGACUGUAUUAUAGCAUUACGAGCGACAUGUUUAUUGAUGUGAGACGCUAUUGGCAAGAAACUGUUGUACCGUAUAGAUAGGAGCUAUAGGAACACAUCGAUAUAAAACUAUAAACUCCUUGGAGAAAUGAAUGAUACUCGAAGGCCCCGAAAAUGCCAAGUUAUUCUUCUUGACGAACGACGACUAGAAUUCUCAAUCCAGCCCAAACUAAUGGCCUGUGAUCUGCUCGAUAUGGUCGCGUCUCAUUUUAAUCUUCACGAGAAAGAAUAUUUUGGAUUGGCAUAUACAGACGAAAGUGAUGCGCAGAACUGGUUAAGGAUGGACAAAAAAGUAAUAGAUCAUGAUCUUCCAAGAUACCAAGAACCAUUAAUGUUGACAUUUUCAGUUAGGUUUUUUGUACCAAAUAUUCUUAUUCUUAAAGAACCAAUUACUGUGGAAUUAUUCUUUAUGCAAGCCAAGAUCCUAAUUUUUAAGGGUAGUAUACAUUCAGAUAGUGAAGCUGUUUUUGAGUUAGCUGGCUAUGCAUUACAGGCUGCCUAUGGUGAUUUUACAAGUGAGGAAGUAGCAAGGAAAGACAUGAAAAAGAUCCCUGUACUUCCCACAAGAACUUUGAAGGAACAUCCUUCAAUAUCUUAUUGUGAAGAAAAAGUGUUGUCAUAUUACAAAGCAUCUGCUGGUCAGACUAGAGGUGAAACGAUUGUUAGGUAUUUGUGUAUUUUUCAAAGUCUUCCUACAUAUGGAGUCCAUUAUUAUGAGGUUAAGGAUAAAACAAGUAUUCCCUGGUGGCUUGGUUUUAGUCCUAGAGGAAUUGGUGUCUAUGAUCAUAAUGACAAAAUUAAACCAAGAAAAAUUUUUCAAUGGAAUCAGAUUGAGAAUAUUUACUUUCGAGAUAGGAAAGUUUCGUUAGAAAUUAGAGAUUCUUAUAGAUAUGAAUCUAUUCAGUUAAGGCAUAGGAGUGGUUCUAUGGGUCGUAAAUCUGGUAAUCCUAGUAAUGUGAUGGUUCAUAGUUGGUAUGCCAGUACAGCAGUUUCAGCUAAAGCUAUGUGGACAAUGGCUAUCAGUCAACACCAGUUUUAUUUGGACAAGAAAACAGAAGAGGUAACAGCAGCUGCAACACGGACACUAAGAGAUGUAGCAAGAGACCUCACCACAUCAUCUGUAUCCAUCCCUUCAUCCCUAGCAUCUGAAGUUAGUGAUAGUGUAAGCAGUGACUACUCCCUGAGUGCUUCAACAUUAGAUGGAGAGAGUACUGCUUCAUCUAAAGCAGCAGAUAGAGAAAUGGCUAUAGCCCUUGCUGCAAGACGAGAUGCUCUCAUGGCAAAACUCAAGGAAAAGACUGAUGAACUGCGACAACUUUGCAUACAAGAAGCAGAGUUUAUUGGGUCUUAUCCUCCAGAGACACCAUACACGGCUGGCAAGUCUUUACCUCCAAUCCGUAGACGAGUUGGUACUUCUUUUGAGUUUUCUGACUAUGUUGUCAGUGGAGAUCGGAAUGAGACCGAGGAAAUCAAGAAGCAUGAAAUGGAAACGGAGAUCCAAACUAAAAUCACCAGUGCAGCUCGGAAACUAGCAGAAGAUCAAAAUGUCAACAAAAAUGUCAGGAAGUCAAGAAAACUUAUGUAUCAAAAAUCUCUUAAAAAGCUUCGAGACAUGGAGGAACAAUUGAUAAAGCUGAAGCGAGAAUAUUUAGUGAUUGACGACGAAGACGACGAAGAUGAAGAUGCACCUGGUAGCGUAAGGCAGUUCAAUGGUGAGCCGUACUAUCCACACCCAUUUUCAUCACCAAAAUCACCAGCGCGAUAUCGAGCGUACACCGCCAACAACUUACCGAAACGAAGCUCAAGUUCCGACAUCAGCCGGACUGAUGUCGAUAAUUGUCUCGUUAAUGGGUCCUUUCAUGGUUCUUUUUCGCGGAUUGGGUGUCCGCCAAGCCCCUCAACACGAUCAUAUCAAGGAUACUUCGAUACUAGGAUACACCAUAGUCCAUCUACGGAAUGGAAUACGCGAUCCCCUCGUGCUGUGAACGACGGUUCGCGUAAUGGACCUGCUUUUCAGUACUCCGAUAGCGACACUAGAAGCGACUCAUCAACGAAGCCUUCGUCGAUUAGUUCGAGUUAUACGAACUCCGAGGAAAUAGGUGAUGAAUCGACGCGUGUUCAAGAAGUCGAUCGUUCUCCACCGUAUAGAAUAAUAGCAUCAUCCUGGGAUAAUCUGAACGGGAGGUAUUCACGCUCUCCUAGUCCUUGUCUGACAAACAAUAAAUAUGCUGCUAAGAGCACGGAGAGUGUUUCUAGUGAUAGCGAUCCGAGGUUAUCACCGUAUAGCCCUACGACAAAAACCAACCGGGCCUUUUCGUUUGGUAGCGCAAUGCUGCGACCUCCGCAGAGCUUCUCGCAAAGGAACAAGAAGUACCUUAACACUAGUGAAUUAGCAAUACUUAGCAAUACCGGAAAUGCGGGCAGUUAUUCGCUAAGUCAUAACUCAUCCAUAUCGAGAUCAGGACCUAAUCUUGCAGAUAGAGCAUACGGGUCAACCUCUUGUUUACUACCGGUGAACAAAAACCGGAGAGCGGGGUCAUCGUCAAAUGUUGAUUCAUCUUAUUUGAAUAACAACAUGGUCAAUGGGAAUCCGUCGUCAUUGCCGUCAUUUCAUGAAGAGGACUUGCAGUUGGAGUGGGUGAACGACAAUGAUCAACAAGCAACUCUUGUAUAGUGAUGUUCCAAUUGAAAUGAUUUAAUUGUAGUUAGUGAAAUUACUACAUGCUACAUGCUGUGUGAAUAUUCUAGCCUUUUCGAUUUAUGACCCAAUUUUUUCAUUUUAUACUUCUAACCUAAGCACUGCAGCUCAGAGGUAAACGUCUUUAAAAUUUAAAUUGUUAAAGGAUAGCAGUGAAUUAGAAGAAAAAAGGGAGGGACAUAGUCACUUUUAAAAUUUUAAUCGAAACAAGCGGCCCUUUACCAAGACAUUAAACUGACAAAAAAGUAUUGUUCCAGUUAUGUAGCUUCGCUAUUUUUUUCCGACUCGUUUCGUUUAAAACUCGAAUCAUUACUUCUUACUUUUCAAAAAAAGCCUUCACCUUUACCUUAAAACGUACUGUACCAGAUUAUACAAGUUAGGAACGUUUUAUCGUAAACUAAAACACCCAUCUUUCUGGCCACUUUUCGUUAUGCCUUCACUAAUUCAUGGUUCCAACUUUCAGCUACCGUUGCCAAUGUCCCGCAAGCCCAACAAAUUAGUCAAAAUAUCAGAAUAUUAAACUAAUCGCAGAAAAUUGAUCAUAAGUCCUAUCAACCGCGCUUACUUUCCUGUAAAAAUAAAUAAAAUAGCCACGUAAUCCUCGUCAACUUGGUGGGAAAACUGCUGCAAUGGUGAUUGGCUCUCUAUUGUGUAAGUUGGAACCAUGAAUAACAGCGACAGGUUUCAUCCAUAACACUCACAUGUGAUAUCCGCAUUUUACUUCUAUUUGUUUUCUAAUUAUGAAGUUUCCUUCAAAAUUUAUGAUCUCGAGAUAUUUUAAGUCGAGCAAACGCCUGGUAGUUUUCCUUGUGGCUGUUGUUAAAAAUGUACAUGGUUGUCAUGAUUAUAACGACGAAUUAAGUUGCAUUAUUAAGAUUAAUAUUAUAUCAAACAGUUAAGAAUGGUCAUUAUUUAGAACGCCGCAUAGCCUUCUGUGACUCGUAUCUUUCAUUUCUUUACUUUAUAACUGUAAAUGACUAACCCUUUGAAAAGCGACCGGCCUUUACGAAGCGGCUGAUCGCUUACAAAGGUCCCUUCUUAUAUUUCAAAUUCUUACUCCGAUUUUUGUAAUUUAAUACUUAAUGACUAAACCUUUGAAAAGCCACAGGUUUUUAUCAAGUUCAUGGCUGGUCGCUUACAAAGGCCUUUAACUCCAACUUUUGUUCAACUCGUAAAUACGCCCAAUUAAAUUGACAAAAAUUAUGAUUUUCAAUGCGAGUCGACUCUAUAUAAUGACCUUUCUCUUAUCGAAUACAAAAUUGCGCAAUUACAUAGUUGCUUUAAUAAGUUUGUAAAUAGUUUGUUUAUAAAUAGUUUUGUAUCAUCUAGGAUAUUCCGAAUAACCAAUCAUCUAUGGAGCACAUAUUUUAAUCUAUUUAUUAUUCCAAAUGUAUAUAUGAAAGGCUUGAAAGAGAGGGUUCUUUUAAAAAUACCUGGAAGUAGGAGUUCGCAUGUAAUUAKGUAAAACGUUUUUAAGAUAGUUGUACAAUAAAAAAGAGAUUUCUUUACUUUA
Molecule: messenger RNA, 4395 nt
Organism: Actinia tenebrosa (Australian red waratah sea anemone)
Lineage: Eukaryota; Metazoa; Cnidaria; Anthozoa; Actiniaria; Actiniidae
Product: FERM domain-containing protein 4A
Biological process (GO): establishment of epithelial cell polarity
Cellular component (GO): cytoskeleton; adherens junction; bicellular tight junction
Molecular function (GO): cytoskeletal protein binding
Source: RefSeq, a predicted model, not a curated record